AAGCUCGUCUUCUUUCCCUCAACCCUAACUCCUCCCCCAAAUCUCUCAAAUCCUCCAUCUUUCUCUCAUUCUUUUCUCUGUUCUACCCUUCCAUACUGCAGAGGCAUCCAAUGUGAAGAAAAAGACGUGAGGAAUGAAGUAAUCAAGGUGGUGGCAAAUUACGAAGUGAUCUUUGAAGAAGAAGUGUUUCGAGAGAGAAAGAGAGAGAUUGAGGUGGAGAGGAGAUGCCGGUGGAGGAGGCGCUGCCGGGAUCGUCGAAGAGGCCGCUGAGCUAUAGCCCAUCGCGGAGUCCGGCGAGCACGAGGCUCUUCGGGGUGCCGCCACGGAGGCCUGCGCUGCAGACGUCGGCGGUCAAGAAGCCACCGGAGCCGCUCCGUAGGGCCGUCGCGGACUGCCUCUCGCCCGCCGCCCCCCACCUACAUGGGAACCCCUCGACCCUCGCUUCUGAGGCGGCGAGGAUCCUCCGGGAUUUCAUGGCUAACCCUUCAACCACUGACAUGGCUUAUACCAUGCUUGUAGAACAUGCACUGGCAGAAAGAGAUCGGAGCCCAGCAGUACUUCCAAGAUGUGUGGCAUUCUUGAAGUUCUAUCUUCUUCGAUAUGUGCCAAAGGUUUCAACAUUGCGGCAGAUUGAUCUAUUUUGCAUGAAUGCAAUUGCUGAGUGCGAAUCUGUAAAUAGUCGAAGAGUGCCAAUGUUGACCAAGUCAUCAACUCAACGAUCUAAAUCAUCAUCGACGGUGUCAAAUGCUUGUGUUCCUUCCUUACCACGCCCCAAUUUUGCGUCUGCUUCACUUAUGAAAUCCUUAAAUUAUGUGCGCUCUCUUGUGGCACGGCAUACACCAAAAUUGUCUUUCCAACCUGUCAUGCAAACUACAGCAUCAACUUCUGCAAAACAAUUACUUCCGACUCUAUCUUCUUUGUUGACUAGAUCAUUUACUUCUCAAUUAAGUCCGGAAGUUGUUAGUAGCAAAGAUGCCCUUGAGAUUAAAGAACCUUCUGGUCCAUCUGCUUCCGCAUUAUCAAAUAUUGAAGAAGUUGAUGGAGAAGGAAAUAAGUAUAUAUUUUCCGAUGUACUUAAAUGGCGAUGGCCUGGGGAGGGAGAAUACAGAAUGUCUUGUUUAACAAAGGAAAGUUGUGGUGUUAUGCGGUCUCAAGACAUUCAUACACAUAGUUUUUUAGAAGUUGGUGCUGCAGGUCUUUUAGUGGGAGACAUAGAGACCAAAAUCAAGGACCAUUCCUGGAUGUAUUCUGUAACUCACAACUUACGGGAUACUGACCUGUUGUGGCCUUCAACAACUACAAUGGCUACCAAUUUUUCAUCGUCUAAUAGCCACUUGAAAGCAAUAACAGCAUUUAAGCGCAUGAAACCAGGCCCUCACCAAGUUUGGGCCAAUAUACCAGUGAGCACAUUUCAUCCACGAGUUCGGCCCCUAUUUCAAUAUAGACAUUACAGUGAGCAGCAACCUUUAAAGUUAAGUCUUGCUGAAAUUCAUGAAGUCAUAGCUGAAGUUUGCUCAGAAUCCACUACAUCAAAUGCUAAUACAUUAAUUGCAACGUCACAAUCGAACCACAUCAGUCAACCUGCUACAGAUGUUGCUAUUAGUGUUCUCAUCAAGCUGGUUAUAGACAUGUAUAUGUUGGAUCCUGGGACUGCUACUCCUCUCGCUCUUUAUAUGCUGGAGGGUAUGCUUGGCUCUCAAAGAGUGGCUUCUAGAGCUCGGGCUUUUGAUUUUAUUUUAAACCUUGGUGUCCACGCACAACUGUUGGAGCCUAUGUUACUUGAAGACCCUCAAUCAUCUGAGGUGGUUAAACCUUUGCAAGAACCAUAUAUAAACAAUGAAGAACAGCCUGGAACACCAGGAAAGAUGAAUAAUGAGUCUAGCAUGCAGCAAAGGAUUUUUUCAGCUGUUGAUAAUUUUGAGUCUUGGCUUUUGGUCAUCCUAUUUGAGAUUCUUCGUCUUCUUGUUCAGAUUGAUGAAAGGGAAGAAAUUGUAUGGGCAUCUGCUCUGAGUUGUUUAUUUUACUUUGUUUGUGAUAAGGGACACAUUUUAAGGAGGAGACUUGAUGGUCUUGAUAUAAGGGUGAGAAACAUUCUUCUUUAUCCGCAUUGUAAUUCUGCUGGAUGAAAUGAAAGAAUGUUAUGUCUUGUUG
Molecule: messenger RNA, 2151 nt
Organism: Musa acuminata AAA Group (dessert banana)
Lineage: Eukaryota; Viridiplantae; Streptophyta; Magnoliopsida; Zingiberales; Musaceae
Exons: 10
Coding region: 225-2126 (633 amino acids)
Source: RefSeq, a predicted model, not a curated record